Spirodela intermedia is the source of this 1715-nucleotide messenger RNA. The record is from the annotation of a GenBank genome assembly. Lineage: Eukaryota; Viridiplantae; Streptophyta; Magnoliopsida; Alismatales; Araceae.
AUGAAUCGGGAUAAGCUUAUGAAGAUGGCCGGCUCUGUUCGCACUGGUGGGAAGGGGAGUGUGAGAAGGUUUUUUUCAUUGCUUCAUAAGUUUCCUUUUUGAUUAAGUAGAUCACCGGUCUCGUCUUUCUGAGGGAAUGUAUUACUCAAGAGACUGAAUAUUGGAAAUUUCUAUAACAUAUCCAGUGUUGUGAAGAGACUAGCUCCUUGAAAUUGCCUGUUAGAUUCCUCUGUAAAUAUUUUCUGGCCAAAUACGAAGUACCCUCAUUUUAGUUCUUUCUUUUUAUAGAUAUGAGAUGGGAUGAUCAGCCGAGGUCAUAAGAUGAUAAAUUAACGUGGAUUGCCAUUAUUUUAUUUCCCAUUUUCAGAUUAUCUUAAAUUUCUAAUAACUGGUACAUUGAAAAAUGUGUUUUAUGAACUGAAAUUCAUGUCUAUUGGUAAUCCACCGUAAAACUUCCAGUCGGGUUACUUUACAUGCCAUAUAUUCCUUUCUGGUGAUAAUUGAUUUUUUUAUGAAUUUGGUAAUCCAGGUGGCUAACUUAGGUAUUUUCGUGGGUUCCUUGUGUAUUUCGCCAGGAAGAAGAAGGCUGUCCACAAGACAACGACAACAGAUGACAAGAGGCUUCAAAGCACGUUGAAAAGAAUAGGCGUCAACACGAUCCCAUCAAUAGAAGAAGUGAACAUUUUCAAGGAUGAUAUCGUGAUCCAGUUCCUAAACCCUAAAGGUAAAUGACUCUUCCGAUCAGAUAGCAAUAUAACAGCUCCCUGUGUGGAAAUCUUAGUCUUUAUCUACGUUUUCACCUGAUAAAUUCCUUGCUUAUUUGUUAUCCAGUGCAAGCCUCCAUUGCCGCCAACACGUGGGUAGUCAGCGGUUCUCCUCAGACCAAAAGUAUUUUCCUCAUAUCUCUUCUUUUUAUCUGUCCAAAUACUAUCACUGAUUUCAUUACAUUCAUUUAUUACUGCCAAAUUUAUAAGGCCAAUCAACGAAUCUGUUAUGUGGUGGUUGACUAUUAUUUACUCUUCUAGUGGUUAAGCGUUAUUGGUCGGGGUAUGAUGUCUAGAACCAAUAUAUCCUUUCGAGAUUAUUUUGACAGUUUUUUUUCCAAUUAAUGGUGGGGUAAAUUGUAAUUUUUUAUCUUUUCUGAAUCUGUUAUGGUCGUUUACUAGCCUUUAUUGUUCUUAUGAUGUAAUUAGAACUUAAGAUGUAUCAUCAGACCAGAGGACUUGAUUUUUAUUUCUCAAUCAAUAAUGGGCAGAAUUCUGGUUAAUUAUGGUUGUUGAGCCUUGCUGGUUGACUUCUGACGCGUAGAAACCUUGCCAAAUGAUUGCAUAGUUUCAUCCACUUAUAUUUUAUAUCUUCUUUUUGUCCCAGAGCUUCAGGACAUGCUUCCUGGCAUCAUCAACCAACUGGGUAAACUCUCCUGGUCUCUGCUUUCUUUCAUUUGUAAUGGUCAUAUCAUCGCCUUUUGCUGUCAGAUGUGAAUCCCUCUCCCCCAAUUUUCUGCGUUUUCAGGCCCUGAUAAUCUUGAAAACCUGAGGAAGCUGGCGGAGCACUUCCAAAAGAAGGCUUCUGGUGCCACCGCCGCAUCCGGCCAGGAGGACGACGACGACGUCCCAGAUCUUGUGCCCGGUGAGACAUUCGAAGCUGCUGCCGAAGCUGAUACCAAAGCUGCUGUAGAAGCCCCUCCUGCGGAUGAAGCCAAGGUCUCUUCCUAG